This is a messenger RNA of Oryza brachyantha (malo sina), 837 nucleotides long. RefSeq names its product U3 small nucleolar ribonucleoprotein protein IMP3. The record is from RefSeq and is a predicted model, not a curated record. Gene Ontology annotation, molecular function: rRNA binding; structural constituent of ribosome; snoRNA binding. Bases 135 to 683 code for a protein of 182 amino acids. Gene Ontology annotation, cellular component: small-subunit processome; small ribosomal subunit; Mpp10 complex. NCBI's taxonomy places the organism in Eukaryota, Viridiplantae, Streptophyta, Magnoliopsida, Poales, Poaceae. The transcript has 4 exons. Gene Ontology annotation, biological process: rRNA processing.
CUCGCUCGACUCCCGCCUGUUCGCCGCGCCGGCUGCCACCGCCUCUGCUCGCCGUGCCUUCCCCCCGCUCAGGUACGCCAAACCGCCGCCUCCGCCACCGCCCGCAGCUUCGGGUUGCCUUGCAGCCGUGAAGGAUGCGGAAGCUCAAGUUCCACGAGCAGAAGCUCCUCAAGAAGACCAACUUCCUCGACUACAAGAGGGAGCGCGGCCACCGCGACGCCGUCAUCACGCAGCGCUACCUCCUCGUCGAGAGGGACGACUACAAGAAGUACAAUGGGAUAUGCCUAAUGGUGCAAAAGCUCGUCAACAUUAUAAAGCAAAUGGAUCCAAGAGACCCUUACAGAGCGGAGAUGACAGACAUGUUGCUCGAUAAGCUGUACAACAUGGGUGUAAUUCCAACAAAAAAGAGCCUUUUAACAUGUGAAAAACUUUCAGUGAGCUCCUUUUGCAGGCGGAGGCUUGCAACAGUCAUGGUGAAGCUCAAAUUUGCAGAGCACCUUAAAGAGGCUGUGACAUACAUUCAGCAGGGUCAUGUGCGUGUAGGCCCAGAUACUGUCACAGAUCCAGCCUUUCUUGUAACCAGGAACAUGGAGGACUUCAUCACCUGGGUUGACUCCUCAAAGAUCAAGAGGAAGGUCCUGGAGUAUAAUGGUGAACUGGACGAUUUUGAUGCUAUGUUUUGAGAAUACCGUUCAGCAGAAUUGGUCAUGGGUAGCUACAUGUAAGAGUUCACUACAUUUUAUAAGGUUGUGAUUUGUUGCGGAGCUACAUGUAAGAAUUGGUCAUGGUCCCUGUUAAUUUUUCACAGUGCAGCUCAAAGGCUAUGACGUUAUUACA